Molecule: messenger RNA, 1567 nt
Organism: Bactrocera dorsalis (oriental fruit fly)
Lineage: Eukaryota; Metazoa; Arthropoda; Insecta; Diptera; Tephritidae
Gene: betaggt-II
Product: geranylgeranyl transferase type-2 subunit beta
Exons: 1
Coding region: 188-1213 (341 amino acids)
Biological process (GO): protein geranylgeranylation
Cellular component (GO): Rab-protein geranylgeranyltransferase complex
Molecular function (GO): Rab geranylgeranyltransferase activity
Source: RefSeq, a predicted model, not a curated record
UUUCUUUUCAUUUAUCCAGCUGACAUUCUUGAUUAAUAAUUAUUUUGAUCUUGCCUAUUUCUAUUUUUACUUUAUCAACCAAUAACAACGCGCUAUUACAGCAAAAGAAUUAAAAUUAAUCAGUGCAGCAUUGUAGAUACAUAUAUACAAAAGUAAAAAUUUAGUCUUUAAAUUACGAGUCGCAAAAAUGGAUUUCACAAGUUUUGCAAAGCCUAGUAAUGUGGACGGAAAUAAUGAAAAUAACUCCACGGAUUUACACUUUUGGAAACAUGUUGAAUAUAUUGAGAAUCAUGGAAAGGACCAAGACGAUUACGAAUACUGCAUGACCGAAUUUUUGCGUAUGUCAGGUAUAUAUUGGGGUGUGACAGCCUUAGAUAUAAUGAACCAGCUGGAUCGUUUGGAUCGUACAUCAAUAAUAGAUUUCAUACGUCGCUGCCAAUGUCCGGUUACAGGUGGCUUCGCGCCAUGUGAAGGUCACGACCCCCAUAUAUUAUACACACUUUCUGCCAUACAAAUUCUCUGCAUUUAUGACGCCUUAAAUGAAAUAGAUUGUGAAGCUGUUGUGCGCUACGUAAGUGGCUUACAACAAUUCGAUGGCAGCUUUUUUGGUGACAAAUGGGGUGAGGUGGAUACACGUUUUAGCUUUUGUGCUGUUGCCAUACUUACAUUAUUGGGACGCAUGGAGGGCACAAUUAAUGUAGAUCGUGCAAUCAAAUUCGUAAUGUCGUGUUGCAAUCAAACCGAUGGUGGCUUUGGUUCGAAACCGGGCGCCGAAUCACAUGCCGGCUUAAUAUACUGUUGUGUAGGCUUUCUUUCGCUAACACAAAGUUUACAUCUACUCGACGUCGAUAAGUUAGGCUGGUGGUUAUGCGAACGUCAACUCACAUCGGGUGGUCUAAAUGGACGACCAGAAAAACUGCCUGACGUCUGCUACUCAUGGUGGGUGCUCUCUUCAUUAACCAUUAUGGGACGUCUACAUUGGAUUAGCGCCGAAAAACUAAAACAAUUUAUACUAACGUGUCAAGACAGCGAAACUGGUGGUUUUGCUGAUCGCACUGGUAAUAUGCCUGAUAUCUUUCAUACACUUUUUGGCAUCGGUGCUCUUUCGAUAUUGGGCUUUGAAGGCCUCAAAGCGAUUAAUCCUACACUGUGUAUGCCACAAUAUGUAAUCGAUCGUUUGGGUAUCAAGCCGCAAAUAUUGUCAAAACCAUAAAAUGUAAAUGAUUUUCGGUAACAGCCAUAUUGCGCAAAGUUCUAAAAUAUUCUGUUAAGUCCAUAAAGUUUGCACAACUACAAAAAUAAGUUAUUAAAAUAAACUUUAAACUGUUUUAUUUUAUUAUUUGUUUAUAUUAAGUAUGAUGUAAAGAAAAUGUAAACUCCAAUUGCUUUAAUUUCUAUAUGAACCGUAUCAAAGAUAUGUAAUAUUAACUUUAUUUUUUGUUUGUCUAAACAGAUUUAGUAAAUGUAAUAGUCAAGAUAAAAUAAGAAAACAGAAUUAAAGACAUUUGUAUGAAAUAAGCGAUAAAAUGUACAAUAAUAAAGAAUAUAUGUAAUGGACACACGUAAA